AUGAUGGUGGUGAUGCUCGUGCUCGUGCUGUCGGCGUGUUCUCGAGGCGGGGAUGCGCGUGUCCGGCUCAACUCCAUCAGGACGGUGAUCCUGAGGGAAGGGCACGCGCUGCCGGUGAACCGGAGCACGUGGGAACCGAGUCUGGACCUGACGCUCUACCAGUGCAUGAGCGACCUGGAGUGCAGCGAGGGCAGCUAUUGCCACGCCCCCAGCAAAGGCCCAGCCCACUCACGCUGCCAGACCUGUCACAGGAGGAAGAAGCGCUGCCAUAGGGAUGGAAUGUGUUGCCCUGGCAACCGCUGCAGUAACAAUAUCUGUGUUCCUGACGUCGAUAGUUUUAUGACUCAGACGAUCCCCGACUCUGACGGAGAUUUGAGUCUGCUGUCCAAAAAGAAAGGAUGGAAGAAGAGAGGAAGAAUGGACAUGAAAGGGACGAGCGGUAAAGGUCAGGUCGGGGAUCCUUGUCUGCGCUCGUCCGACUGUUCGGACAGUUUGUGCUGCGCCCGCCACUUCUGGACACGCAUCUGCAAGCCGGUGUUGCGAGAGGGACAAGUUUGCACGAGACACCGACGAAAAGGGAACCACGGCCUGGAGCUGUUCCAGCGUUGCCCGUGUGCUGAUGGGCUGAGCUGCCGAACGCUGCGAGAGCCCGGCGCCAAGCCUUCAUCGCCAUCGUCAGUAUUGUCUUCCUCUUCAUCGCUCCUGGCGGCGGCGGUGAAGUCCAAGUUUGCAUCUGCUCCUUCCCGCCACUCGUCUCCACGCUCGUCCUUGUUGCCUUCGACCUCUUUGUCGUCAACAAAGUCGUCGUCGUUGUCAGCGGUGGCAAAAACGAGACUUCAUGUCUGUCAGAAGGACUGAGGAGGGAUGGACGGACUUAAAGAAGGAUGGGAUGAUGGAGGAAGGGAAGAGCUGCGUCUCUUUGCUGGUGACAGAGUCCAGAGACAGAGUCAGGUGGUGUGAGAGGCGACCAAUGAAAACCUUUUUACACCUGUGAAAACAACAACCCCCAAAACUGUCCCACGACCUCGAUGCUAAUUCGCUUCCUGUCAGUCUGCAUUCACACUCAGCCGCAUGUGAAACCCUUUGUGGUUCAGAUCUGGUUUCCUCCUGAUGUCUAGACGAACAGAAACCACUUUAAAGUCCGGUUUGACUCCAUUUACACCAACAGGAAAACCUGAGUCUGUUGUGAGGCUUCCAGGAUCCAAAGAUCUCAAUCAUGUGCUUUUAUUUUGAAAAACCACAUUUCAGAACAUAAUGAAGUAAGAAAGUAAAGAUAUAUUUUAUUUUACAACAAAAUAAAACAAUUUAGAUUCAUUGUUUUCCACAGUUAAUGUACUAACAUUAACUUAUCUGUGUAGCAGCUUUAUUAAAC
Molecule: messenger RNA, 1372 nt
Organism: Hippoglossus stenolepis (Pacific halibut)
Lineage: Eukaryota; Metazoa; Chordata; Actinopteri; Pleuronectiformes; Pleuronectidae
Product: dickkopf-related protein 2
Exons: 4
Coding region: 1-858 (285 amino acids)
Biological process (GO): negative regulation of canonical Wnt signaling pathway; multicellular organism development
Cellular component (GO): extracellular region
Molecular function (GO): receptor antagonist activity; co-receptor binding
Source: RefSeq, a predicted model, not a curated record